AUGCUUCUAUCUACGUCGCUCAACUCGUGCCAAAAGGAUUCCAAAUUCGAAGCGAGUCUCUUCAACGUCGUCUAUACACCCGGCAACAACUCGGCCGAUAUCAACGUCGUCGCAACCUCUUCCGUGCAAGGCAAAGUCGUAUUUCAGCUAUCCGUCGUCGUUUACGGCCUACCCAUCAUUACCAAAACAGUCAGCCCGUGUGAUAUAAAGGGCCUUGACGGGCUUUGCCCCAUGAUUCCCGGCAAAACAAAACUCUCCUUCAACGUCCCCGUCAGCUCCGACGCCACCAAGGACGUUCCUGGAAUCGCCUUUAGCAUCCCUGACCUGGAUGCUACUGUCCAGGUGCGAAUGAACCUGACCGAUUCAAACACGCAAAUUGCCUGUGUGGAAGCACAAAUCUCCAACGGAAAGACGGUCGAUGUGAUUGGCAUCAAAUGGGCAACAGCCAUUAUUGCUGGGUUGGCUCUCCUGGCCUCGGGAGUCGUGAGUGGUCGUGGCCAUCUGAACACCGCCGCUCACGUAGCUUCCAACUCGCUCUCCCUUCUCGGAUACUUUCAGGCCCAGGCCAUCAUCGGGUUGACCAGCGUCCACCUGCCGCCCAUUGCGCAGGCCUGGACUCAGAACUUCCAGUGGUCAAUGGGCAUAAUCCCCGUCCAUUUCAUGCAGCGAAUCUUUACCUGGUACCAACGCGCCACAGGCGGAACACCCUCCAACAUCUUUUCCACCCUUCAGACCAUUUCUGUCCAGGUCCAGAAGCGCAGCCUGGAAAUGGUGGAACGAGGCGGCGCGCUUCUGCUGCCCGAUGCCGUAAGCAGCGUUGCUGCUCGUCUUUUCCGGCGUGGUAAUACCAUGACGGAAUCUGGCGCAUACGUGGUUUUUGGCAUUCAGCGAGUAGCCUUCCGCUCCAAGAUUGAGUCGACGAAUCUCUUCAUGACGGGACUGACAUUCUUCUGUUUAUUAAUCGCCUUCACAGCCGUUGGACUUGCCCUCUUCAAAGGCGUAAUCGAGGUCUGUGCUUCCAAAGGCGUCCUCGCCAAGCAUCGCUUUAUCGAGUUUCGGAACGGUUGGCGCAUCAUCCUAAAGGGAGUCAUGUUUCGGUUUUGCCUGAUUGGCUUCCCGCAAAUCGCUAUUCUAUGCCUUUGGGAGCUGACCCAGAUCGAUUCUUCGGCCGAGGCCGCCUUGGCAGUGGUCUUCUUGGCAUCCUUGUCGGUUAUUCUAGGCUGGGGCACCAGCAAGGUUAUCCGUAUCGCCCGUCGCUCGAUUGCCAUGCAUCGAAAUCCAGCGUACAUACUCUUCUCCGACCCGCAAACUCUCAAUAAAUGGGGCUUUCUCUAUAUCCAGUUCCGCGCAUCAGCAUACUACUUUGUUGCUCCGGUCCUUAUAUACAUUCUUAUUAAAGCCAUGUUUAUUGCGUUUGGGCAAAAGGCAGGGCUGGCACAGGCUAUCGGGCUCCUUCUUCUCGAACUAGCCGCAGUCAUUGCCUCAUCAGUUAUGCGCCCCUGGAUGGACAAGCCGACAAACUCGUUUAAUAUUGCCAUCUACGUCAUCAACUUUAUCAAUGCGGUCUUUCUACUAGUAUUUUCCGACGUUUUCCACGCGCCGGGUAUUGUCCGUGGUGUUGUCGGCGUGGUCUUUUUCAUCCUCAAUGCCACGUUUUCUCUGGUCCUCCUCAUCAUGGUCAUCAUCUCCACCUCGGUCACGUUUUUCCGCAGGAACCCAGAUGCCAGGUAUCAGUACAUGGCCGAUGAUCGCGCCUCGUUUAUGCGUUCGCAAAAUCAUCUGAACACGACUACCGAGCUGGAUGCUUUGGCUGUCACAGCCAGAGGUGACAAGGGCAACUUCAAGUCAGGCUUGGACUUGGAAGAUGACGAUGGCCAUCUUCAUCCGCAACACUCGGUCAACAGGUCUGCUUCUCCGGUAAGCCCCUCGAUGCCGCUGUUCCCUGCUAGCAGGGAGCCAAGCCCUUUCCGCUCCGCUCCUCCUGCGGCCACGACGACGACGCACACGAGCCCGCCGCCUGCCGGGCCUCGCCAAGUAAACAAUGCCAGUCCUUGGAAACGUGGCGCAGGGUAUGAGUAA
This is a messenger RNA of Ustilaginoidea virens, 2079 nucleotides long. RefSeq lists its product as uncharacterized. NCBI's taxonomy places the organism in Eukaryota, Fungi, Ascomycota, Sordariomycetes, Hypocreales, Clavicipitaceae. The coding region runs from base 1 to 2079 and encodes 692 amino acids. The record is from RefSeq and is a predicted model, not a curated record. Gene Ontology annotation, biological process: fungal-type cell wall biogenesis; transmembrane transport. The transcript is spliced from 2 exons.